UCUUUCUUUUGACGUUUUUCCUCAACUAAAAACUCUUCACUCAUGUCUGCCGAGUCUGCUGCCACCCCCGCCGCCUCUGCCUGGACGCUGAUUGCGCGCGUCACCUCGCUCCCCGUCGUCCACUCUGCCGUCGACAAGAUGACUGGCAUCUACGAAAACACAAAGUCGUCCAGCGACUAUGUCAAGCGCACGCUCGAGUCUGUCGAGGGCUCGGUCGCCCUUGCCGCCGCUGCCGCCAAGCCCCUGAUCCAGCCGUUCGAGCCCACGCUCCGUGGCAUUGACACGUUCGGCUGCCGCCAGCUCGACCGUCUCGAGGAGACGCUGCCCAUCAUCCGCAAGCCCACCGACGAGAUUGUCGCCGACUCGCGCAAGCUUGUCGAGGACGCCGUCACGCAGGGCAAGCACCGCCUCGAGGUGCUGCGCGACACAAACGAGAAGCUCGUCAAGGACGUUGUCCGCGCUGUUGUCGACGAGCGGGUCAAGCCCCGCGUCGAGCACCUGCUCACCACCACUGAAAAGACGGUCGACUUUUACCUGCCCAACAACGCCUCGGCCGCCUCUGCUGCCGACGAGGCCGAGGUCGAGACGCUCACGCGCGUCCAGAAGCUCUCCACCAAGGUCCAACGCCGUCUGUACAGCCGUGCCAUGACCCAGAUCAAGGACGUCCAGCUCCGCUCCCAGCAGAGCCUCGAGUCGUUCAAGUUUACCGUCGACCUCAUCCAGUACGCGCAAGAGAACAUUGACCUGCAAGCCGGCCGCAUCCGCUCGACCAUUGCCAAGGGCAAGGCCUCUGUCGAGUCCAUUGGUGGCAUUGAGGAUGUCCGCAAGUCUGUCGCCGCCGCCUCCGAGCUCGUCCUCUCGCUGUCCGAGUCUGCCAUUGGCGCCGCCAAGCACCCCCGCACCUCUGCCGCCCUUGUUGCCGACCACGUUGCCACCCGUGCCUCUGCUGCUUCUGCCAAGCUGUCCUCCACCGCGCAGGCUGCCUACACUCGCUCUGUCGAGACUGUCACGCCCUACACGACCGCCGUCACCAACGCUGCCCAGUCGGCCUACACGCGCUCUGUCGACACUGCCGCUCCUUACACUAACGCUCUCCAAUCCAAGGCUGCCCCCUAUGUUGCUUCCCUCAAGGCCUCUGCCCUGCCGCUCGCUCAAUCGCUCCAGACACACAUCCAAAAUGCCACCAACGCGCCCGCUGCCGUUGCCUUGAAGGAACGCGCACAGCCUGCCCUUGCCUCCCUCCAGCUCGCCUACACUCGCCUGCACAAGGACCUUGUCGACCUCGCUGCUGUCCUCAAGUCUGCCCGCACCACCCAACCGGAAGAGGCUGCCGCCAACGCCCAGGCUCACGCCGAGGUUGUUCGUCUUGCCGCCCUCCUCCAGGAAGGCCUUGCCACUCUUCAGCACCUGACUGCUUCGAUUUCUUCCCAGUACACUUCCACUUUUAGCCAGCUGACUGCUCUUGCCCAGCGCGCUGCUUCCUUCCUGCCCGCCAACCGCUUCUUCUCCUUUGCUGCCGCUGCUGCUGCUGCUGCUGCUCCCCAAAACGAGGAGGCCGCGUCCUCGAUUGAGCUGGAGGAGGUUGCCGCCAAGGCCGCCCCUGCUGCCGAGUUUGUCGACGCGUCCGAGCGCCUCUCCGAGAGCGAGGAAGACGAAUCCAACGCCCAGUUUGAGGAGGCUGAGGAGGUUGACGACGAAGAAGAAGAGCUCGAGCAGGACGACGACGAGGAAGCUGACGACGAUGAAGAUGCUCAGGACGAGUAAAAGCGAGCAAGUUUGAGCUCGAUUCCGCUUCCUGGUUUUUUUCUCUCUCACGCUUUGUUGUAUUUUGAUGCUUGAUUUUUUUUUCGUUUUAAAGCCCAUUGCGAUGCACAUACACACUGAAAGUUGGGCAAUACACGCUUUUU
Capsaspora owczarzaki ATCC 30864 is the source of this 1907-nucleotide messenger RNA. RefSeq lists its product as hypothetical. The transcript has 2 exons. Gene Ontology annotation, biological process: positive regulation of triglyceride storage; lipid storage. The record is from RefSeq and is a predicted model, not a curated record. Gene Ontology annotation, cellular component: lipid droplet; cytosol. The coding region runs from base 43 to 1764 and encodes 573 amino acids. NCBI's taxonomy places the organism in Eukaryota, Filasterea, Ministeriida, Capsasporidae.